This is a messenger RNA of Tremella mesenterica DSM 1558, 3059 nucleotides long. RefSeq lists its product as uncharacterized. Gene Ontology annotation, cellular component: late endosome; HOPS complex. Gene Ontology annotation, biological process: endosomal vesicle fusion; cellular response to starvation; protein targeting to vacuole. Bases 1 to 2976 code for a protein of 991 amino acids. Lineage: Eukaryota; Fungi; Basidiomycota; Tremellomycetes; Tremellales; Tremellaceae. Gene Ontology annotation, molecular function: protein binding. The record is from RefSeq and is a predicted model, not a curated record. The transcript is spliced from 12 exons.
AUGACCUCUCACGAACAAGCGGUGGAUCACUCCUCUACCACUCCAGAGCCAGGUAGAGGUCCUGAAUCAGCGGGACCGUCCAGAACGCCCUCCGUCAGCUCGGGAACCAUCUCUUCGUCUACCCCCUCACGCAAGGGCAAAGAACGAGCUCAAUCGAUAGAGGCGAGGAAUGGUCGAAGCAUGUCCCCUCGGCCGCGGCAAAUCAAUCCGACGGACGAUUCAAACGGAAGGAUCAAUGGUGUCCAGAGUGAGGAUGACGAAAGUGAGGAUGAUGCCGAGGAAGAAGAGCCAGCUCUCAAGUAUAGUCGCCUAAAAGGUCAGAUACCAGAAAUAUUGGCGAAAGACACUGCUUCAGCUAUAGACAUCUCUCCCCGGGUCAUUGCUCUGGGCACACAUAACGGUAUGGUUCAUGUGUUGAGCUACGAAGGCUCCAAGGUCAACUCCUUCCGACCUCAUGCAGCCAGUAUCACGUGUCUCCGGAUGGACGAAGAGAAUGAUUUUGUCGCUACGGCGAGUUUCGAAGGACGGGUAGUCAUUCAUUCCAUCACAAGUACUGAGUCAUACGCUUUCGACUACAAGAGACCUAUGCGCGCUAUAGCUUUGGAACCUGGAUUUUCCAAGAAGACCACACGUAGAUUCGUAUGCGGAGGAAUGGCCGGUAAUCUGAUACUGCAGGAGAAGGGCUGGCUGGGGUACAAGGAGCAAAUUCUGCAUUCCGGUGAAGGACCAAUAUGGGCAAUCGAAUGGAGAAGUAGCCUCAUUGCUUGGGCGAAUGACAUGGGCGUGAAAAUCUAUGAUACCGCAAGUGAAACACGUAUAGGCUACAUAGACCGUGGAGCCAAUGCACCAAGAGCAGAGCUGUUUCGAUGCACGUUGGUCUGGAAAGACGACACUACCCUUCUCAUAGCUUGGGCCGACCACAUAAAAGUCGUCCGCAUUCGGUCUCGCUCUCGACCAACAGCAUCUAUCGGACCUCCAAUACUCUCGAUCGAAUUGACUGCGGACUAUCAAGUCGACUGCAUGAUUUCUGGUAUCGCCCAAUAUCAGUCUUCUUAUAUGGUUUUAGCAUAUAUUUCUCCGGACACGUUCGAGAAUGAAGCAACCCAGGAUCGAGCGGAGCAGAGGCGCAAAGCUGCCAACCCUCCGGAGCUUCGGCUGAUACAGAAUGGCGAGGAGGUAUCUGCGGAUGAGCUGCAAUUGUCGAAUUUCCACAUGAAUGGAUGUAACGACUAUUCGUUGGUCAAGUCGAGGCGGGACCAAGAGGUAUUCUUCGUACUGAGUCCGUCGGAUGUCAUCGUGGUGCGACCGAGGGAUGAUGCGGAUCAUGUGGAAUGGCUAGUCGAGAGAGAGAAAUUCGAGGAGGCUUUGACUGCGGCGGAAGUGAUGCAGGAGGAACAUGGAGCGGCUCUGGACGUGAAGGCGAUAGGUCUGAAGUACAUGCGACAUCUGGUAGAGCGAGGCGAUUAUACGCAUGCAGCAAAUCUGGCACCUAAAAUGCUCAAAAGCGACAGACAGGGCUGGGAAACCUGGGUCUACAUCUUUGUGCAGAAACAUCAAUUGAGCGCGAUCAUACCUUUGAUACCGACCAAAGAGCCUCAGCUGAGUAGACCGGUGUACGAGAUGAUCCUAGGUUAUUUGGUCGUCAACGAUAGACUGCUGUUGCUGGAAAUUCUCACCACCUGGCCAGCCGACGUCUACGACAUCGGUACGGUCAUGUCUGCUGUUCAAGGCGAGCUCCAAGCGACUAAGGAUGACCCCACUCUUCUGGAAUGUAUGGGCGAGCUUCACAUUUUAUCUCGUCAACCUGCGAAGGCUCUUCCAUAUUUCCUCCGUCUGCGAAAGCUGAACGUCUUCGAUCUGAUAAGGGAACACAACCUCUUCUCAGCAGUUCAAGACCAAGCGCUGUUGCUUGUGGAAUUUGAUCAAGAACGCGUCACACACACCCAGCAAGAAAAUCCAAAUGCAGAGAAGGGCAAGCAUGGAGCUGCCAUUCAGCUGCUGGUGGAUCAUACCCAUUCUAUACCUAUCGAUCGAGUGGUCCAUCAGCUCGAGGUUCGACCACAGUAUCUAUACAUGUACCUUGACACCUUGUUCGAUAAGGACUCACAAUUGAUUCUGCCUUACUCAGAUAGAAUGAUCGAACUGUGUGCGGCUUAUGAUCGAGAGAAGCUCAUGCCUUUCCUUCGAGCGAGCAACUUUUACGAUCUCGAAAAAGCUUUGAAUAUCUGCAAGAGUCGAGAUUAUGUGGAUGAGAUGGUGUUCCUGCUAGGACGGAUGGGUAACAAUAAACAGGCCCUGAUGUUGAUUAUCGAACGGCUAGGGGAUGUGAAAAAGGCCAUCGAGUUCGCUAGUGAACAAGCCGAUGAAGAUCUAUGGGAAGAUCUUUUAUCGUACUCUGAAACCCGACCAGAUUUCAUACGCGCCCUUCUCGAGCACGUCGGAGCUGAGAUCAAUCCCAUUCGUUUGAUCCGCAGAAUCAAAGACGGUAUGGAGAUUCCUGGUCUGAAACCUGCUUUGGUGAAGAUCCUUCAAGCGUCAAAUCUACAGGUCUCGUUAUUGGAUGGGUGUAGACAUGUUUUGAAUAGCGAUUGCAGCUUUUUAGCUACCGACUUGCAAAAGGGUCAGACUGGUAGCGCUCGAGGUUCUCUAUCAAGCACAUGUGACUUUUGUCAACUCCCCCUCUUUCCCUCUUCACCCUCUUCAUCUUCCCCUAUCGUCCCUACACUGGGUUACCUAUGUAAACACAUGGUUCACUCCACUUGCUCAUUACUCAACGCCGACGUCGAGCUGCCUGUGAGAGAAGACGCAGCGGUCUCCCAUUUACUUUCCGGUGACAGGGGUAAAAGUGUUCGAACGCGUCAAAGAGAAUUGGGAGCAAAGUUGUCUUAUGCCGCCGCUGUCAGAGUGAGGGUAGGUGGAUGUCCUGUGUGUUCUCAUAAAAGAGGAGAAGCAACACGACGGGCGGUUCCGGCGUGAUGAUCACAUGCAAUCGGGUUGCGGUUUUGGAUAAACGUUGGAACAUUUGUCAAGUGGUCGUUCAUAUGCAUGGUCGUCGUAUG